Rhagoletis pomonella (apple maggot) is the source of this 970-nucleotide messenger RNA. Its product is annotated as mediator of RNA polymerase II transcription subunit 12-like. Gene Ontology annotation, biological process: regulation of transcription by RNA polymerase II. NCBI's taxonomy places the organism in Eukaryota, Metazoa, Arthropoda, Insecta, Diptera, Tephritidae. The record is from RefSeq and is a predicted model, not a curated record. Gene Ontology annotation, cellular component: mediator complex. Gene Ontology annotation, molecular function: transcription coactivator activity. The coding region runs from base 32 to 859 and encodes 275 amino acids. The transcript is spliced from 3 exons.
GGUAAUAUCAUGUGAGCCUGCUGGAGUUGACAUGAAAGGAAACAAAAUUUGUGAUAUGGACAAAAAGCAACUUAGGAUUUCUGACAAGCAGCGUAUAAGUGUUUGGGAUAUAUUGGAAGGCCAUAAGAAUCCAGCACCCUUAUCAUGGGUUUGGUUUGGUGCGGUUAAGUCAGAAAGGAAAUCUCUUGCAUAUGAAGAAACACAUCGCAAUCUGAAAUAUCAUGCUCAUAGUUUAGUUAAACCCAUUGAUUAUUUUUAUGAAUCGUUGUCUCUGCCACCUGAAGACAUAGAGCCCGUUUCGGAAAAAAUCAGCAUUAAAGAUGAAAUGAAACCGGAUACCCCGUCAUCAGUAGAUCAAUCACCUAGUGCUGUGACUUCCGGAAGAACCCGUGGAAAAGGAACAACGCGCAAACGUAAACCAAAGAAUUCAAAAACUUCCCCCACAAACGUUUCAACGCCAUCUCAGAUAACUCUGCAACCACAAAUAUCUCAAGUUCAGUCUCAAAACGUGCAGCAGAUGCAUCCUCAAAGUCAAAUUAAUCAAAUGCAAAUGAAUGCACAGGUAAAUAAUCAACAAUUUAGCUCGAAUCCAGUGGUACCACAAAAUUCUGGAGUACUGAUGCAGCAGCAAUCUCAGGGAAGCUUGCAACAUAUUAGUAAUAUUCAAAAUAAUCAAACUGGCUUUAUGGGAAACAUGUCCCAGGGAGUAUCACAAUUAAGUGGUCAAAAUCAGCAACAUUGGAUUGGUCAAAAUCAAUACCACUCGAUUCAACAGCAACAACAAUUUUAUCCUCAUCAAGGUAGGAAUGUACAUACACAUGACUGUAUUUUAGGCUGGGCCGAUCUAAAAGCUUUUUGAUAAUAUUUUAAUCUUGAUAUUAUGUUGACUUAGCUCUAUUCAAAUAACAAUUAGCUCCGAGUAGAUAAGAACCAAAUUAAGUCAUAUCUUUAGCCGGCGCAAUUUAUUGAC